AUGGAUAUGGAGAAAGUCAACUCCAUGGGCUUCAGGGAAUUUGUGGAUGUGUUUGGGAACAUCAUUGAAAAAUGCCCUCUGGUCGCAGCUGCUGUGUGGUCCCAGCGUCCAUUCUCUGACUUGCAAGACUUAGAAAAUCACUUUUUUGCUUUUAUCGAUGCUCUUCCAAGAUCAGGCCAGGAGGGCAUCCUGCGUUGUCAUCCGGACCUAGCGGGCCGUGAUCUGCAGCAGGGCACGCUCACCGCCGAGUCGCAGCGCGAGCAGAGCCAAGCGGGCCUCACCAGCUUGGACGCGGAUGACCGGCUGCGGCUGCAGCAGCUCAACGCGCGGUACAGAGAGCGCUUCGGCUUCCCGUUUGUGCUGGCUGCGCGCCUGAGUGACCGCGACGCGGUGCCCCGGGAGCUAGCCCGCCGGCUGCACUGUCAGCCAGAGUCCGAGCUGCGUACCGCUCUGGGCGAGGUGAAGAAGAUCGGCCACCUGCGCCUGGCAGAUUUGCUAGGCGCCGAUCCUGCCAGGGUGGAACCGCCCCGGAGCUGGAGAUCCGAACGCCAGUAA
Cricetulus griseus (Chinese hamster) is the source of this 555-nucleotide messenger RNA. The record is from RefSeq and is a predicted model, not a curated record. Lineage: Eukaryota; Metazoa; Chordata; Mammalia; Rodentia; Cricetidae.